UGCGGAUGCCCAAAUUUGGCAAGUAUGACAAAAAAGCUCAAGGGAGACGGACUUGUAAGCGGCAGAAAGGUUUUAACUGCACAUCGCUUUGCUUCAUCCGAGUCAUCUUGCCCUUUGCCAUGGUGAUAUCUAUUGCCCAAGUAUGGCUGUUUGUGCGAUGUUCAAUACCAACCGGUCUCUUUUAUUUUUUUACCAACCCUGAUAAGGGAGUGUCGAAGCGACUAUUGAUUGUGCUUCUCAUUCUGGAAAUGCUUAUGCCACUGACCAGCGAUGAGCAUGUCGUUUUAUUGGACAAGGCCUUGGUGGCAAUCAAAGCGGUCGUGAUGAGUGCAUGUAUGGGAUUCUAUAUCCGAGAUCGUCGUCAAAAGUCGGCCGAUGGAAAACAAAUUGCCCCCUUUUACGAUGUCCUGGGACGCUGGAACGAAAACCCGCUCAAGUCUGUACCGUCCAAAGUGGACAGCAAGGAACAGUCAAUAAACAUCGAUACGAUCCGUCGAGAUUCACGCUUCUGGUUACUGAGGGCCGUGGUUUACAUGUUACUGUUUGUCCCGGCCAUGACUCUUUUUGACGGUUUCCUUCGUGUGUGUAUGGAACCGCCAGAGAUUCGAACCAAUGUAGGCUACAUCGAUAAGUUUGUUCAGCACACUGUCUCUCUACGCAGCUUAUACUAUCAUGCCGUCGUCGGAUUUACUUUACACCUUCACGUCGCUAUCGUGCCAGUGCUCCAGUUGCUAUUCACUGCUGUGCAUCUCUUUUUCCUCGCUCAAUUCGUUCCCAAUAACACUCCUCUCGCUCGAUAUCAUCAGCAACUGGCUCGGUUCGUUGCUCAGCCGCCCAUCUUUGAUAAACCGUGGCUGAGCCGAAACGUCCACGAACUAUGGUCCAGGCGCUGGCAUCAGAUUUUUCGGCCUGGCUUCAAACAGAUAGCCUAUCAGCCCGUCCGUGCUCUGUUUGGCAAGAAUCAGGUCCUCGGCGCCUUUGCUGGCACAGUGUCCGUAUUUCUUCUUUCCGGUUUAAUGCAUGAUUACAUCGUAUUGGUCAUGCUCGGCUACAAGAACUGGAAUCAGCCCGGCAUCUUGGGUUAUCAGACUAUUUUUUUCCUUCUUCAAGCAGUAGCCACCGUCGUCACAUCUCCAAAGUUUUCGUGGAUUCCAAUCUUCCCUGCUUCGGCAGCACGAUUAUUGACCGCUGCUUGGAUGGUUUUCACUGCCCCACUUUUUGUUGAGCCUUUUCUACGAUUAGGCCUUCAUCUGGAUGCGGAAGUGCCUGGUUUUCCUCGCACGCUUGAUCCUUACUUGGAUGUCAUUUGUCCUUACGGCGGACGCUCAUAAUAUUACUGCCUAUUCCUAAUUAUAUCUUUGUUUUCCCAUCUCUGGACCUAAUUAUCUAAAUAUCAAAAUACCUUGCAGGAGUACCCGUAUCAUAGUUCUUCUUCUAAUAAGAAAAUAAUAUAUAGAAAGUGUAUUUGUGGG
This is a messenger RNA of Radiomyces spectabilis, 1472 nucleotides long. RefSeq names its product membrane bound O-acyl transferase family-domain-containing protein. Bases 6 to 1331 code for a protein of 441 amino acids. The record is from RefSeq and is a predicted model, not a curated record. The transcript has a single exon. Lineage: Eukaryota; Fungi; Mucoromycota; Mucoromycetes; Mucorales; Radiomycetaceae. Gene Ontology annotation, biological process: lipid metabolic process.